This is a messenger RNA of Eurypyga helias (sunbittern), 597 nucleotides long. RefSeq names its product transmembrane 4 L six family member 1 (gene TM4SF1). The annotation marks the transcript as partial. The transcript is spliced from 4 exons. NCBI's taxonomy places the organism in Eukaryota, Metazoa, Chordata, Aves, Eurypygiformes, Eurypygidae. Gene Ontology annotation, cellular component: membrane. The record is from RefSeq and is a predicted model, not a curated record.
AUGUGUUUGGGAAGGGGUGCUAGCUGUAUUGGUUACAAGCUGCUCGUCCUUGCCUUGCUCUGCAUCGUGGCCAACAUUUUACUUUAUUUUCCCAAUGGCGAGACAAGAUUCGCUUCCGAGCAUCACCUCGGCAGAUACGUGGAGUGCCUUCAUGGCAUUCUGGGCGGAGGCUUUUUGGUGCUCAUUCCAGCCGCAGUGUUCAUCGCGCUUCACAACGACGGCUGCUGCGGGUGCUUCGGCCACGAGGACUGCGGGAAGAGCUGUGCGGUGCUGGCCUCAGUCCUGGCAGCCUUCGUGGGGAUCCUUGGGUCCGGGUACUGCAUAAUCAUCUCGGCACUGGGCUUGUCUCACGGACCAUAUUGUUUUACUCACCUAGAAAGAAGCUGGCUCUAUCCUUUCACUGAAUCCUCUGGAGGGUACUUGUUCGAGUAUAACAAGUGGUCGGCGUGCCAGGAGCCUCAGAACAUCGUGCAGUGGAACGUCACCCUCUUUUCCAUCCUCCUCGUGCUGGGAGCAAUGGAGUUCAUCCUGUGCCUCGUGCAGGCUGUCCGGGGCGUGCUCGGAGGGCUCUGUGGGCUGUGCUGCACCCACGAAGAG